AUGUUUUAUUUCCACUGUCCGCCGCAGCUAGAGGGCACUGCACCCUUUGGCAACCACUCUCCAGGAGAUUUCGAUGAUGGGUUUCUGCGCAGAAAACAGCGCCGGAACCGGACGACGUUUACUCUUCAGCAGCUGGAAGCUCUUGAGGCAGUCUUUGCCCAAACACACUACCCUGAUGUCUUCACCAGAGAAGAGCUAGCCAUGAAAAUAAACCUCACAGAAGCCAGAGUGCAGGUGUGGUUCCAGAACCGAAGGGCCAAAUGGAGGAAAACAGAGAGAGGGGCUUCCGACCAAGAGCCAGGAGCCAAGGAGCCCAUGGCAGAGGUGACGCCACCGCCCGUGAGAAACAUCAACUCCCCGCCCCCGGGGGACCAGGCCCGGAGCAAGAAGGAGGCCCUGGAAGCCCAGCAGAGCCUGGGGAGAACUGUGGGUCCCACAGGACCUUUCUUCCCCUCUUGCUUGCCGGGAACCCUCCUGAACACGGCCACCUAUGCCCAGGCCCUGUCCCACGUUGCCUCCCUGAAAGGCGGCCCGCUGUGCUCUUGCUGUGUCCCAGACCCCAUGGGACUGUCGUUCCUUCCCACCUACGGCUGCCAGAGCAACCGCACGGCCAGCGUGGCCGCCUUGCGCAUGAAGGCCCGCGAGCACUCCGAGGCCGUCCUGCAGUCGGCCAAUCUCCUGCCCUCUGCCAGCAGCAGCCCCAGCCCCGCGGCCAAGCCGGCGCCCCCUGAUGGCAGCCAGGACAAGAAUCCUCCCUCCAAGGAACACAGUGAGGGGGACAAGAGUGUAUGA
Molecule: messenger RNA, 792 nt
Organism: Lontra canadensis (Northern American river otter)
Lineage: Eukaryota; Metazoa; Chordata; Mammalia; Carnivora; Mustelidae
Gene: DRGX
Product: dorsal root ganglia homeobox
Exons: 6
Coding region: 1-792 (263 amino acids)
Biological process (GO): regulation of transcription by RNA polymerase II
Molecular function (GO): DNA-binding transcription factor activity, RNA polymerase II-specific; RNA polymerase II transcription regulatory region sequence-specific DNA binding
Source: RefSeq, a predicted model, not a curated record